This is a messenger RNA of Polychytrium aggregatum, 1602 nucleotides long. RefSeq lists its product as uncharacterized. The record is from RefSeq and is a predicted model, not a curated record. The transcript has a single exon. The coding region runs from base 1 to 1602 and encodes 533 amino acids. NCBI's taxonomy places the organism in Eukaryota, Fungi, Chytridiomycota, Chytridiomycetes, Polychytriales.
AUGAAGGAUAAGCCUGCAUCGUCUGCAUCUCCAGCACCUUCAGCGCCUCAGCCGCCUGCGUCUCCGUCUGGGUGUGCACGCAAGAGUAACCAGGCCUUGGCGGCACCGGAAAGCUCUGGCUCGACUGGAAGCCUUCAGCUGACGUCGCCAUACUCUGUGGUGCAAGAAAUCCUUGCCCAAACACCGACUCAAGAGCCUCUGCCUGAGCUUAGCUCAGCCACACGGUCACCCGGCACAUCGCCCCACCAACAGCGGAAGCAGCCCUCGCUGACGCUGGACACAAAGUCAAACCGAGCCUCAGGGUCGUCAAACACAAACCUCGCCCACCCAAACCUCACCGGACCAACUUCAGCUCCUCCAGGCGCAGCCCCGGCGAUGCAGAACCGGUUUCCGCUUCCUCCGAGUGCGCCAGGACCCCAGCCAAUGUCGCGACAGGGGCCGGCGCCUGGGACGGUGUCGAGCACAAAGAGCUCGGUGGCAAGUAACCAGCAGCGACUGCCCAAUACAGGGAUCACCAGCCAAGGGAGGCUGUCUCCAUUCUCGAGCCUGGGAACGGGAAGUGUCUCCGCACCAAACCCAAGUGUGAGCUCGCGAGUAUACGGCGCCACGAACCUGCUCCAGGCGCAGUACCAGCACUCCUUCCGGAGCACCCUGAUGAUGGCGACCGAGGCGGAUGAGCGCCGUCGACUGAUCCGGCGACGGAGCGCCCUCAACAUUGUGGUGAUGUUGAUCUUGAGCCUCGUGGCGUUAGUUGCGCAAAUCACCGUGCGAGUGAUGAUGAUCAACAACGACAACCAACUGGGCCUCAAAGAUAUGAUCUGGAGUCAGCAAGUGCUCGUCCAGAGUGCUCUCUCGCAAGCGUUAGCGAUAGCGCUUGGAUUGAACUCGACAGCAAUCUAUCCGACGGCGGACUAUCAGCGACAGAUGAACCAGUCUGUCUCGGCGCUAAACGGGACGCUUCUGCAAUGGAGCAGCAGCUACGUUGUCAUGGUCGAGUUCAUCCAGCUCAAGACUGGCAACACCACCGUCAACUCUCUCCAGUCCACAUUUGCUCUCGGCUACCAGUCACUUCAGAAUACCACCGCGGGCUGCCAGAGCCUGAUGGCUCUAGUGCUCCCCCAGACCAACUCAACGACCAACCUUACUGCCAUCGUCUACAAUCACAGCUACAACAACACCCCGUUCUCGACGAUCGACAGCCGGAUCUACACUUCGGUCGCCACAAUCCAAAGCGGUGCCGCCAACUUCAGCGCCCAGAUCGGGGCGAUCGAUGCAACGCUCGGGAUUAGCAUCCAGAGCAACACCUCAGAGUUGGAGACGGUGCAGACGGCAUUCAUGGCGGUAUGCGCGGCCCUCUUCCUGUUCUCGGUGGUGUACUUUUUGAUCCCGAGGAUCUCGCUACUAUUCUCGGGCGAGCUUGACGAGGAGGCCGAGCCUGCCGUCAGCGAGUCCGCGAGUAGUAGCGACAAACCCAAGGUGGAGCGCGGAAUGUCGGAACUUACGACGGCGUACCGGGUCGACGACCGGCUGGGAUCGAUAGCGAACGCAUACUACCACGGCCAGAAUCCGUCGCUUGUGGCGAACCAGCCCGGCGAUGCGUGA